ACGUACCAGCGGGUGCGGGCCAACCGCCAGGUGCGCCUCCGGGCCAAGAAGCGGCGCUCGGGCCGCGGCGACGAAGGCAGCGGCCACACGUGCCCCGUCUGCGGAGAUCGAGUCAGCGCCGCCACGCCCGAGGACAUGCACGCCCACGUCGAGACUUGCCUGCGACGGUCUGGCGGAGUACUCUCUGGUCUCCUGCAGGGCGGUGGCGAAGACGAGGUGGUGGACGUGGAGGGCGACGGGCCCUACGAGGAGUACGAGUGGUGCGGCCAGCGCCGCGUCAGGGUCUCGUCGCUGCUCAGGCCGCAGACGCACGAGCACCACAGAGAGGGCGGCAGCGACCGCAGCGGGGACUCAGAGAUGGGCGGCGCGGGCGGCGUCCUGGAGGGCGGCGAGGCAGGCAGCGGCAGCCGCGUGGAGCCCAUGAGCGUGGAACUCGAGGCGCUCAAGGAGAAGGUCCGGGUGCUGGAGCGGGACGGCGCCGCGCCCUCCAAGUUCAUCUGUCUAGUGUGUCAGACGGAGUACGACAGACCGGCCGUGUCUGUGGUCUGUUGGCACGUGCUGUGCGAGGCGUGCUGGGCCCACACCUUGGGCGUGAAGAGCGAGUGCCCGCAGUGCUCCCAGAGCGUGUCGCCCGAGGACCUCCGCCCCAUCCACUUGUGACUACCAUCCCCGGCAUAGCAGAGCACCGCGCCCAGUUCUCUCCCCACACCCGUCGCCGCCGCCCCUCCCCGCCCCCCUCCCCUCCUCCGC
Penaeus vannamei (Pacific white shrimp) is the source of this 750-nucleotide messenger RNA. Its product is annotated as E3 ubiquitin-protein ligase Rnf220. Lineage: Eukaryota; Metazoa; Arthropoda; Malacostraca; Decapoda; Penaeidae. The record is from RefSeq and is a predicted model, not a curated record. Gene Ontology annotation, biological process: protein ubiquitination. Gene Ontology annotation, molecular function: ubiquitin protein ligase activity.